GAGUCUGGGGAGAGUGAGAAGGUUUUAUUGUUAAUGGAGAGCGGCGUCCGGUUGCAUACAACUGUUUAUGUUCGGUACAACUAUUUGAAUGACUUGCGUUCCUUGGACCCAGAGUUAUAAUACCACCUUAUCUCUUUGAAGGAUUUGAAAAUUGUGUCGUAGACUCCGUUCCAGGGCUGCUGGCAGUGCAACUGAAGAAGCUUUGGACUGCCUACCCACAUCAGCUGCUUGUAUGAACAUUCUGAAACUCCAACCAUAUAGAAGGUUCUUCAACUUCUACCUAUCUUACUAUAAAUGAACGCUGGCCAUCAAAUGAGUAAAUGAAUAGGGAAAGCCGGCGCUUAUUGAUUUGAGAUUCCUCUUGGGAUAGAAACUGAAUUUCUGGCUGUGUUAGAACUUUCUUUGUAGGAAGUCAUGCUUGGUAAAUUCAGUCAUCUCCAGGUGCCCUAUCAUUUAUGCCAAUGGACAUUUUCUUUAAAUCAGUCACCACUAAGCUCUACAUAGAACCUCACACAUGCAAGAUGCACUUAAUUAACAAGGGGUUAAGUGCUGUCAAUUGAACAUUAUGGACCUGUUUUAGAAAGCUUACAGAACUUUCUAGUAGUUUCGACUCUGCUGGCCCUUCAAAUUUUGACAGAUUUUGACUUUCUCAAAAUAGUGGUGAGUUUGAUCUACGAUGCAAUCUCAAAUGUUUUUCACUGGUGAGUGGAUCACUCGGAAGCGAGUGAGUUUGAGAGGAAGGAGCCCCAAGGAGAUGGAUAGCGAUGCACUUAUUAAGAAAGCGCAGUUGGACCGCUGUCGCCGCCUCCAGUUGCGAAAGAAGUCUGCUGCAGCUCUCACAAUUCAGCUACAGAAAUGCUUCAGAGCAAGACGGGCAGUGAGAGCUGCACGGUCUUUAGUACGUGACCAGUUCUGUGGAACCUAUGGGAAACACUGCCAAAAUGUGGACAGGGAUUGCUUUGGCCCAGAUUCAGGGUUCCUCCGCCAGCUAUGUUUCUUUUUCAAUGCAAAAAAUACUGAUGACUUUUCAGUCCUCGUUGAGACAUGCCGAUUACUUCAGCAUUUUGCUCAAGAGAGUGUAGCUUAUCAUACAACAGGAAAUGUUGUGAGCCUCUUUGCAGGCACCAACUAUUCAUUGAAUCGUGCUUCAGCUGAAUACAGAGUGCAGCAGCUGGCAUUUGCUUGUGUGCAGGCUAUACAUCAGAACAGAAAUAAUUUGAAGGAUCAACUUUUAGCGACUUCCGAGGAGUAUAGCUUACCCACAACCAUCUUGCUUCAGGCAGUUCUAUUGUUGAUAGAUCCUGAACGUCCAUGGGCUUCUAAAGUGGUUGAUUGUCUCAUUCAGAGAAAUCUAUUGACUCUACUUGGAGAAAUUAUUCUUGCAGUUAAGGCAAGUACAAAGGGACAUGGUUCAAAUGGAACGCAAUCUUUAGUGGAGGCUGUGCUUACCCGUAUAGCAUCCCAUAUUGCCCAAAAGCUAGUUACUUCUCGAGAUACUGGUGCAGAAUUGAGUUUCUGUUUCUCAUCACAGAUUCUUACAGUGCCCUUCUUAUGGCAGCUUUUCCCAUACUUGAAAGAUUUCGUGUCUACGAGACUAAGUCAGCAUUACAUUAGUCAGAUGGCAUUAUUUGCGCAAAAUCAUGCCAAUAAGCUACCAAGUGAUGUAGCAACUGAGUUUCCUGGUUGUGCCUAUGUUCUUGGUAACGUUUUAGAGAUUGCGGCUCUUGCUUUAGAUCAGUGUGAUUGUUCGGUUGAAAAGGUUCUAGAACUUGUGGCUUUUGCAACGUUGUUGGAGGAUCUUCCUCCUAGAGAAUCCAGAAGAGAAGAAAAAGGAGGAAGCAGAGAAAGUUCUACAUUGGAUGGGGAUGAAAUAAUUCCUGGUGAUGAAGUAACAGUAGGAGUUCUGCAUAGCAAUUUGAAAGAGCAGAUAAACAAUGCCAUAUAUUCAUGCUUUCUUCUGCAAUUGAAUAAGGUGUUAUCUAAAGGGCCAUCUUUCAUCCAUGGUUCAGAAAAUGAAGGACCAGAUGAUGACAAAAAGCUGCAAAUUGUUGCUGCUGCUUGUGCUUUUCUUCAUGCCACUUUCAACACUAAACCCCCUGAGCAAAUCGUGAAUGUACUAGCGUCUAGAAGAAAUGACCUUGUUCUAGAGCUUUGGAAUUUUGUGAAGUGGUGUUAUGACAAUCGUAACUGUUUGACAUUCUUGCCAUUGCAAUUUUCACAUUUGUUGGGGAAUACACCUUGGUGGCUAUUGCCUCUGGCUGUUUUCUGUCCUGUCUACAGGUACAUGCUUAUGAUAGUUGAUGAUGAGGAGUUUUAUGAGCAGGAGAAGCCACUAUCAUUGGAAGAUGUCAAAUGUCUAAUUGAGAUUCUGACACACGCUUUGUGGCAGCUCCUAUGGGAAAAUCCUACAGCUCAGCCUAAUCCAGCAAAGUCUGCCUCUGAUUCUUCUUUACUUAAGAGGCAACCUGUUGAAAUCAUUCAAAUUAGGAUUACCACUGUAGUCUCUGAGCUCCAUGCGCAGUUACAAGAUUGGAACAACAGAAGUGAGUUUACUUCCCCUAGUGAUUUCCAUGUUAACGUUGGUGACUGCUUUAUUUCUCAGGCUGCAAUAGAAGGUACACAAGAACAUGACAUAUUGAAUCAAGCUCCUUUCUUAAUUCCAUUCACUAGCAGAUUCAAAAUAUUCACUGCACAACUAGCAGUAGUUAAGCAACGGCAUAGGGCAUGUAGUACUGGAAAUCGGUUUAGGAUUCGCCGGAAUCAUAUUUGGGAAGAUGCUUGUAAUCAGAUGAGUGCAUUGUCUGAAGAGAAUCUACAAGGAUUGAUUCAUAUAACUUUUGUCAAUAUUUUUGGAGUUGAGGAGCCUGGCAUUGAUGAGGGUGGAAUUUUCAAAGAUUUUAUGGACAACAUCACUCGGGUUGCAUUUGAUGUGCAGUAUGGGUUGUUUAAGGAGACAGCUGAUCACCUUCUCUAUCCGAGUCCUGGAUCUGGAAUGAUACAUGACCAACACCUCCAAUUUUACCACAUCCUAGGAACUCUACUAGCAAAGGCCAUGUUUGAAGAGAUUCGUGUAGAUUUACCAUUUGCUACAUUCUUCUUGAGUAAAUUGAAACAGAAGUACAACUAUUUGAACGACUUGUCUUCCUUGGACCGAGAGUUUUAUGACAACAUUAUCUCUUUGAAGAACAAUAAUGAAAGGAACAUUUCUGAGUUAGGGCUCGACUUCACAAUUGUGAAUAAUGAGUAUGGAGAGCAAGCUGAAGAGGAACUGGUUCCAGGAGGGAAAAACCUACGUGUUACUGAAGAUAAUUUUAUUGAAUAUAUUUAUCUUGUAUCUAACCACCGUCUCAAUAUUCAGAUACAAAAACAGAGUUCUCAUUUCCUUAGGGGAUUUCUGCAGCUCAUGCAGAGAAAUUGGAUCAAUAUGUUUAGCGAGGAUGAAUUGCAGCUUCUGAUAUCAGGUUCAUCUCAAAGCUUGGAUGUUGAUGACCUUCAACGCCACACCAAUUAUACAAGUGGCUAUCAUAGUGAGCACCAUGUUAUCAAGAUGUUUUGGGAAGUCCUUAAAAGCUUUUCACUGGAAGAUAAGAAGAAAUUUUUGAAGUUUGUGACUGGUUCCUCUCGAGGCCCUCUGCUUGGAUUCAAAUAUCUCGAAUCCGAAUUUACCAUACAGAGGGCUGCUGGCAGUGCAACUGAAGAAGUUUUGGACCGAUUACCCACAGCACGCACUUGUUUUAACCGUCUGGAGCUCCCACCAUAUAGAAGCAAAGAGGACCUGGAAAAAAAACUGCUGUACGCCAUAAAUGCUGAAGCUGGUUUUGAUUUGGGCUGAUGGACCUGUCUUACACGCAGCAGCAGCAAGCCGCGCUAUUUGUGACUAAUUGAAUUCACACA
Rubroshorea leprosula is the source of this 3894-nucleotide messenger RNA. Lineage: Eukaryota; Viridiplantae; Streptophyta; Magnoliopsida; Malvales; Dipterocarpaceae. The record is from the annotation of a GenBank genome assembly.